CCUAUAUUCACACAUGCAGCCAUAAAUGUACGUGUCAAACUUUUAGUCAUUCGUAAACUUAUCACAAAGAUUGCCGACGCCGCAUAUUGUACUUCUGGGUUACGUUCUGAGUUCUUCCUCUGAGAGCUUUUCAACGUAACAGUUCUUCUUUACAUUUAAACGUGAAACGGUAUUACAUGCACAAGUUCAAACAUUAACCUUCGGUUUCCGUGCCAGUGGGAAAUACAUUCGCAAAGAGUGACUAUGUUACUGGACGUGGCUCUUUGGGUUGCUUUGGCGUUCACGUGGGGCUUCGAUCAAACCGAGGCUGUUACUUCGGACUCUACAUACGUCGCUGCUGUCUACGAACACCGCGUGAUUUUUAACCCGGACCCCCAUACCCCACUAUCUCGGCUGGAUGCUCUUCAUCACAUGCGCAAGAAUUUGGCCGUAUACGAGGAGCAAGCCGCUCUGGCUGCCCGGCAGGGCGCCCAGAUCAUUGUCUUUCCAGAGGAUGGUCUUCAAGGUUUCAACUUUAGCCGUUCAUCAAUUUCCAGCUACCUAGAGACCAUUCCUGACCCCCAAGAGGAGACGUGGAACCCGUGCACGGAACCAGGAAGGUUUAAUAAUACAGAGAUUCAGCAGCAGUUGAGCUGCAUGGCUCGCCGCCACAACCUUUACGUGGUGGCCAACAUGGCUGACUUGCAACCGUGCCCCCUCCAGACAGACCCUGCGUCUUCUUGUCCCACAAAUGGACGCUGGCAAUUCAACACCAAUGUGGUUUUCAGGUCUGACGGACUGCUGGUGGCACGUUACCAUAAGCGAAAUCUUUAUUUUGAGGAAGCUUUUGACACACCGCCACGGCCUGAGAUCAUCAGUUUUGAGACCCCCUUUGCUGGGAGGUUUGGCCUCAUCACCUGCUUUGACAUCCUCUUCUAUGAGCCCAAAGUCCCUCUGCUGGAGAGGGGUGUGCGUCAGCUGAUCUUCCCCACAGCCUGGAUGAACCAGCUGCCUCUCUUGGACACCAUCCAGUUUCAGCAGGCGUUCAGCCUGGGCGCUCAGGUCACACUGCUCGCCGCCAACAUUCGCAGUGACCGCCUCAUCAUGACAGGAAGUGGCAUCUACACUCCUUUUGCAGCCACCUCUCACCACGCGCAGAGCGGAGACCCUGAGGAGGGCCGCCUGCUGGUGGCCAGAAUCCCCGUGUUGGGUGCCCACUCAGAAUGCGGCCAAGUCAAGGAGACAGCCGUAGAUUCAGGCUUCUGUCACCAUGACGACUGUCCUCUCUCUAUGCCCCAUUCAUCCACCUUCACCUCCACCAUGAUGCAUGAUCCAUUUAAAUUUGCCCUCCUUAAUGGCACAGAAGGCAACCUGAAGGUGUGUGACGGAGCUUUUUGUUGCCGCCUGCAGUUCCAGCGUUCUCCACAAAGUGACAGUGAUGAACUCUACGCACUGGGAGCUUUUGCUGGAACGCACACUGUCAACGGACGAUAUGCUGUACAGGUAUGCGCGGUGGUCCGUUGUGCUGGGUCUGAAGCCAGCUCCUGCGGACAAGAAGUGGAAGAGGCGGAGACAAAAUUAGACUUUGUUCUGGUGGGAGAAUUCGGGACCAAAUAUGUGUACCCAUCAGUGCUGGUGAGCCGUUACGUCCUGGAGCAACCAGAACGUGUCGAGAGAAGCACAGAUGGAAAAGUGACCAUGAAACAUUUGAACACGGACGGAGGGCUGGUCACUGCAUGCUUGUACGGACGCGUCUAUCAACUGGAUAACCAAUGACCCUCUGCCAGUCUGUCAGAAAGAAACAAAACAUUAACUGUGCAGUCAACUGAGAAGUCGGAUGAGAGUUGUUUGGAAAAAAUCAUGAAUAGUUAAUAAAAACAAAUAUCUUUA
Molecule: messenger RNA, 1869 nt
Organism: Syngnathus acus (greater pipefish)
Lineage: Eukaryota; Metazoa; Chordata; Actinopteri; Syngnathiformes; Syngnathidae
Gene: btd
Product: biotinidase
Exons: 7
Coding region: 244-1755 (503 amino acids)
Molecular function (GO): hydrolase activity, acting on carbon-nitrogen (but not peptide) bonds, in linear amides
Source: RefSeq, a predicted model, not a curated record